AUGUUCGACGACAGUAGCAAUGUCUGGGAUAUUGGAUGCAACGUCAAUCUAGUCAAUAAUGAUGGUACAAAUCUCGCGCCCACGGGGAAUGUCUAUUUCGAAAGCUGCAUCCGGCUCUGUUCAAGCUAUGCAGUGAGCUUGUGUUACGGCGUUGAUUGGCAGAAAGCAUCAGCAGAUGGUCUGGGCAGCUGCACAGGUCGGGUCACAAUCGGUGGUGCACUACCGAACAAUCCACCCCUUCUUAGGGGCAGAAACAAUACGCCAGUACCAAACGGCGUAGGCACGAGGCUCUUUGCACGACUGCUCACUGGUCAAACACGAAACAAGCUGGAUGAUGCAUUAUGGUUCCUGGGUAACGCUCCAGCGUACAACCUUGGUCUUUGUGGGUCUGGCUCUGCCUACAGUCAGAGUUUCGUCGUCAUUCAGACACGCAGUACUGGGAACAAUUCCUAUAAUGGGCAAUUCACAACGGACGGCUACGCCACUUAUCUUAUCCUCUGUGAUGGGAGAAAUUUCACUCCGGACCAAGCCCCUUUGAACACAGCAUCUCAGUGGCUGAUCCGAUAUCCGAGUGAGACGUCAAAUUAUAAAGGACCGCAGUCUCCGGACGACUGUGCUCGUCUCUGCUACUGGACCAGGACUGCGGAUUACAAUGCAUCCAGCUCGACGGUCGACACUAACAAUCAGUGUAGCUCAUGGAUUUGGUCAACCGCCACCAAUGAUGCCGCAGGCAACGAUGGAGUCCCCAAAUGCUGGAUCUUCAAGAGCGUCAACACAGCUACAGUCUCAGGAUCCCUUCAGCUUGUUCCUAGGUACUACACUACUGCCACCACCAACUUGAAGUUCGAUUCAAACAACGUACUCGCCGCUGGAGGAUGGACGAGUGGCGUCAACCAGCAAGGCGAGAUCCUGACCUAUAAACGAAGUAUCGGAAUCGAAAAUGGCCCUCCUGGCCGAUACAAGAAGGACAUUGUCGUGAGAGACGAUAGGUCGGACAGCUUAAGGCCGGAUUUGAUCCUGAAAGCGGCUGACUGGCCUAUUGACAGCGACUUCGAUUGA
Molecule: messenger RNA, 1059 nt
Organism: Cyphellophora attinorum
Lineage: Eukaryota; Fungi; Ascomycota; Eurotiomycetes; Chaetothyriales; Cyphellophoraceae
Exons: 1
Coding region: 1-1059 (352 amino acids)
Source: RefSeq, a predicted model, not a curated record